Molecule: messenger RNA, 871 nt
Organism: Habropoda laboriosa
Lineage: Eukaryota; Metazoa; Arthropoda; Insecta; Hymenoptera; Apidae
Gene: Taf11
Product: transcription initiation factor TFIID subunit 11
Exons: 6
Coding region: 149-871 (240 amino acids)
Biological process (GO): transcription initiation at RNA polymerase II promoter; RNA polymerase II preinitiation complex assembly
Cellular component (GO): transcription factor TFIID complex; nucleus
Molecular function (GO): protein heterodimerization activity; transcription coactivator activity
Source: RefSeq, a predicted model, not a curated record
GAUCGUUGCAACUAUGUUCAUAUUUGUUCAUAUUUAUUCUGGUUUCAUGCAUAACAAACGAGUGUAAAAAUAUGUAUCGUUUUUAAAGUAGUUUCGAAACGCUGAACAUAUUUCUUGCAUUGUUUGCAAUUCAAUAUAUUUCAUCACUAUGGACAACAUAUUUGGAAAAGAAGAUUCUGGAAAUGAAAGCGAACAUGUAGAUAUUGAUGAGAAAGAAGAAAAAUGUAGCCCCUCUCAUCAUUUUCGAACCAAAGAUGUGGAAUCCAUGGAUGGUGAUAAUAUACAUGUUAAGGUAGAAUCUGAUGCAAUGAGUUCGCAAUCUCAAUCUGAUGUGGAAGAAGCAGGGUGUAAUUUGUUGUCUACAGCAGUAGAGGAUAGACUGGAAACUGUGAAACGUGAACUUGAAAGUAGGGAAGAAGAACAAAACGCGGAAGAUAUAUUUGAAAAUGAUAUACUAUUACCUCAUGCAAAUCCAACAAAUGUUAAGGAAAGAAGAGAAAGUAAAGAGAAGAGCAAGAAGGAAUUGGAAGAGGAAGAAAGAGAAAAAAUGCAAGUAUUAGUCUCGAAUUUUACAGAAGACCAGUUAGAUAGAUACGAAAUGUAUAGAAGAGCUGCUUUCCCGAAAGCAGCAAUAAAAAGAAUCAUGCAAACUAUAACAGGCUGCUCUGUGUCUCAAAAUGUAGUUAUUGCCAUGUCUGGUAUUGCAAAAGUAUUUGUUGGAGAAAUAGUAGAAGAAGCUCUUGACGUUAUGGAAGCUCAUCAGGAAACAGGACCGUUACAACCGAAACAUUUAAGGGAAGCAGUUAGAAGAUUAAGGCUUCAAGGGCAAAUUCCAAAUGGUCGUGCUCACAAGGCAUUCUUCCGACUGUGA